AUGGAUUCGCCUAGUAAUAAUGAAAGUAGGCAAGGCACGCCUGAGAUAUCAACACAUCAUGCUCUUCUUGUUGUGUUAGAUAGCAACAAGACGGAAAGUGAGAGAAGUCCCUUUGGCUGCCACGUAAAGCUACUUCCGGUAUCGAAUAAGCAAGAGAAUCUCUCAGCCGGCGGCUCCCCUUCUCUUCCUUCGGAUUGUCCAAUCGAGCUAUCAUAUCCUCAGAGUAUAAGCAACGCUGAUAAGAUUACCAGUACCAAUAAAGAGUUUUGGGAAUACUUUGCUACAUUAUAUAAGAAUAACAACAAGGGAAUCAAAGGACGAGGCAAAGACCGCCGAGUCGGCCUUGUAACUCAAUAUGCUCUUCCCACCCAUCCUACUUCUCCAUCCUACGCUUCUUCUUCCCCCUCCUCCUCCCUAUCCUCAGUUUACACUCCUCAACUCAAAUUUGAACCAAGGCAAACUUACGCGAUAAAUCACACCUACAAUCCCAUGUUCCGCCCAGCCCACCAUGGUCUCCCCCUCCCCAUUGAUAUGGUCAGUAUGGGCUCUGCUCCUAUGAUGCAUAUGGGCAUGAACUAUGCUCAGAACCAGCACAGCUUUGCUGAGCUUCAGGGAUUCAUACUUCAGUACAAGGAAAGACCUGCGGAAGUGUCUGGAAUUAGAAGGAAAGGUGUUCGGGACGUAACGGAGAAGACCUAUCCAGCCAGCAGUCUCAGUUUAGUACCUUGCGGUUUAGAUGUAGUCGAUUUCUUGCACAUAUCGGAGCUAGUGUUGAAAGGCUCUGUCAGGGGCUGCUCUCUCAGAGAAGAACAAGGAUUUGCAGCUUCCCUCCCGGAAUCGGGAGGGCUUCCCGGUUGUAGGUUAGAUUCCGAGGCUGAUUUGGCAGAUCCUAAAGUGCGUGAUGUAUAG
Molecule: messenger RNA, 909 nt
Organism: Botrytis porri
Lineage: Eukaryota; Fungi; Ascomycota; Leotiomycetes; Helotiales; Sclerotiniaceae
Exons: 4
Coding region: 1-909 (302 amino acids)
Source: RefSeq, a predicted model, not a curated record